AAGAAGAAGAACAUAGAAACUGAGAUAGAUGGAGAUGAUACACUGAGGGAGAUGAACUAGAAAAGCUAAUUCAAUUAACCUAAUAAUUAAUUAAAGAUUAAGAAAAUAUGUUUUUUGAUUUUUUUUUUUAAACCUGUUAUUGUAAGUCAAAAGGGAGUGGUGCAACUUUGCACCACACAAAAGUGGUCCAUAAUAAAUUUUCCCCUUUUCUAUGUUCCCCUUUCCGGGGAUUCUUCUCUUUUCCCCCAUGAAUUUUUCAAAAUAUCUUUUUGGGCUUUGGGCUUUGCUUGCUUUUGUUGUCACUCACUCUCUCUCUCUCUGUGAAGCAUGUGGGUUCCAUGCUUUUUGUCUACCGAGGAAAUGUAAAACAUCAUCAAUCUGAUGAGUUUUGAUCUCCGGGCCUAACAUUUUGAGAUGUGGUUCUGAGCUUCAGAGCACACUGCAGAGCAUGUCUAGCUAGUAUAGUUCUCUGUGUCAUGUCAGCAUAUCCAUUUGCUGCACAAAUCAACCAUCCAAUGGUUUCCAUCUAGGGUUUCUCUUCUUUCUCUCAUUUCACUUUCAUGUGGAAUUUGGGCUUCUACCCAUUACAGUGAGAAGAAAUAAAAAAUGGAAUCUGGUGAUAGUUUCUACUCAGUUGAUGAGUUCAAAUUGGACAAAAAAUGGCUGAUUGAUCCUCACCAUCUCUAUGUUGGGCCACGAAUUGGAGAAGGAGCUCAUGCCAAAGUCUAUGAAGGAAAAUAUAAAAACCAGACUGUUGCUAUUAAAAUUGUACAGAAAGGAGAAACUGCAGAAGACAUCGUCAAGAGAGAAGGGCGCUUUGCAAGGGAGGUGGCUAUGUUGUCAAGAGUGCAACAUAAGAACUUGGUGAAGUUUAUUGGUGCCUGCAAGGAGCCAGUAAUGGUGAUAGUGACUGAGUUGUUAUUAGGAGGAACGUUGCGUAAGUAUUUACUAAACAUGCGCCCCAAAUGCUUGGAUACACAUGUUGCCAUUGGUUUUGCGCUUGAUAUUGCACGUGCUAUGGAAUGCCUACAUUCUCAUGGGAUCAUACACCGUGAUCUUAAGCCGGAUAACUUGUUAUUGACUGAAGACCAGAAAACAGUCAAGCUAGCAGAUUUUGGUUUAGCAAGAGAAGAGUCCUUAACUGAGAUGAUGACUGCCGAAACAGGAACUUACCGUUGGAUGGCUCCGGAGUUGUAUAGUACUGUCACACUGAGGCAGGGGGAGAAGAAGCAUUACAACCAUAAAGUCGAUGCUUAUAGUUUCGCAAUCGUGUUUUGGGAGCUCUUACACAACAAAGUUCCUUUUGAAGGCAUGUCAAACCUACAGGCAGCAUAUGCUGCAGCCUUUAAGAGUGUAAGGCCAAGUGCAGAGAAUCUUCCUGAGGAAUUGGCUGUAAUUCUUACUUCAUGCUGGCAAGAGGACCCAAAUGCCAGACCCAACUUCACUCGGAUAAUCCAAAUGCUCCUAAACUAUCUUUACACUGUUUCACCUCCUGAACCUGUGAUUCCUUCAAGAAUAUUCACCCCUGAGAACACAGUCUUUCCGCCAGAGUCCCCUGGUACUAGGUCCUUAAUGGCCAAACGUGAUGACACAGGCGACACACCCAGAGCAAAGGAUGAAAUCAAGUCUAAUGGUUUUCUUUGCUGCUUCAGCCAGUGUUAUUAACACCUCAACAAGUCUUUUUAAGUUAAAAAAUGGGAUAAAGAUAAUGUCAUAUAGAAUAUAAUCAGAAGAGAUCAUUUUGACGAUUCUGUAAAUUUCCAGAUUAAUGCAUUUGUAAUUCUAGUAAAAUUUACUUCUUUUUUCCCCUA
Messenger RNA from Lotus japonicus, 1811 nucleotides. Its product is annotated as serine/threonine-protein kinase STY13-like. The record is from RefSeq and is a predicted model, not a curated record. Gene Ontology annotation, biological process: protein phosphorylation. Gene Ontology annotation, molecular function: protein kinase activity; ATP binding. The transcript has 6 exons. The coding region runs from base 607 to 1665 and encodes 352 amino acids. Lineage: Eukaryota; Viridiplantae; Streptophyta; Magnoliopsida; Fabales; Fabaceae.